AUGGGUGGACCAAUUGCCGCAGUCGUCCUCAUCCAGGCGGCGUUUCGACCCCGCGUCAUUGCGGGAGGUAUCAUAGCCUGUCUCAUCUAUCUGGCGGCAGAGGCAGCCAGAGUGGCCGAAUACGCAAACACUGUUUGUUCUCUUUUGACGGUACUCUUGGCGGCACUCACUACGUCUUUAUCAACGAGCUCUUCCCCACUCACAUACGUACCAAAGAUGUCGCUAUCAGAGCAGCUGCCAUCAGCCUAG
Messenger RNA from Exophiala aquamarina CBS 119918, 249 nucleotides. RefSeq lists its product as uncharacterized. The record is from RefSeq and is a predicted model, not a curated record. The coding region runs from base 1 to 249 and encodes 82 amino acids. Lineage: Eukaryota; Fungi; Ascomycota; Eurotiomycetes; Chaetothyriales; Herpotrichiellaceae. The transcript is spliced from 2 exons.